Xenopus laevis (African clawed frog) is the source of this 1011-nucleotide messenger RNA. Its product is annotated as olfactory receptor 1019. The record is from RefSeq and is a predicted model, not a curated record. Bases 1 to 1011 code for a protein of 336 amino acids. NCBI's taxonomy places the organism in Eukaryota, Metazoa, Chordata, Amphibia, Anura, Pipidae. The transcript has a single exon.
AUGCAUUCAUCAUUAUCAUCAUCACCACCUCAAUGGCAAUCGGAAUCAACCAAAAACAAGAGCAGUGCUACUGGAUUCCUUAUUUUGGCAUUUUCAGACUCCCCAGAGCUACAGGGGCCACUCUUUCUUUUCUUCCUCCUCAUCUACCUUGUGACCGUGUGGGGAAAUCUUCUCAUUAUUUCAUUAAUAUUCGCUGACUCUCGCUUACAAAAGCCCAUGUAUUUUUUCCUAUGUAACUUAUCAUGUUUAGAUAUUUCAUAUAGUUCAGUCACUGGUCCAUAUUUGCUGCAGAUUUUCAGUACAGGCAAUAAUACCAUUCCUUUUAUGAUGUGCAUGGUCCAACUUUACUUCUUCACCUCCUUUACAACCAUGGAAUAUUUGCUGCUCACCUCUAUGGCAUAUGAUCGGUACAUGGCAAUCUGUAAACCGUUAUUUUAUGCCCAGGUAUUAAACCAAAGAGCAUGCAUAUUAUUGGCUGCUACUGCUUGGAUAGCUGGGUUUUUAGCAGCAGCCCCAAUAUCAAUCUUAAUUUCUGCUCUCACCUACUGUGAAUCAAACAUUAUCAAUCAUUUCUUCUGUGAUAUCACUCCCUUGCUGAAAAUAUCCUGUGAUGAUACAUCUACUGUUGAGUUUGUAAUGUUUGCUCAAGGUGUAGUUCUCCUACUUAGCUGUUUUAGUCUCACAAUGAUGUCCUACCUAUACAUAAUAUCUGCAAUCCUCAAGAUAAGGUCUGCUGAGCGAAGAUUCAAAACAUUCUCCACUUGUGGAUCCCACCUCACUGCAGUUACCCUCUUUUAUGUCCUGAUUGUCUGUGUUUAUAUGAAACCAGCUUCUUCAUAUUCAUUGGAUGAAGGGAAAGUAGUCUCGGUUCUUUAUGUGAAUUUCAUACCCAUGUUAAAUCCAAUUAUAUACAGCUUGAGGAACAAGGAUGUAAAAACAUCUUUAAAAGAACUGCGAAGGAGAUGGUUCUGUUGUAUGUCAUGGUCUGUGGCACUUUCUAAUAUAAAAUAA